Messenger RNA from Fonsecaea erecta, 3789 nucleotides. RefSeq lists its product as hypothetical. Gene Ontology annotation, cellular component: membrane. The record is from RefSeq and is a predicted model, not a curated record. The transcript has a single exon. Gene Ontology annotation, biological process: transmembrane transport. Bases 1 to 3789 code for a protein of 1262 amino acids. Lineage: Eukaryota; Fungi; Ascomycota; Eurotiomycetes; Chaetothyriales; Herpotrichiellaceae. Gene Ontology annotation, molecular function: ABC-type transporter activity; ATP binding; ATP hydrolysis activity.
AUGUCGGGCGAGCCAGAGAAAUCGCCUUCAAGCCACCAUGGCUCCGAAUCAGCCACUACCCCCGAGGCGGAGAAGCAGGCUGAGGGCGGCAUCAAAGACUAUUUUCGCAUCUUUCGGUACGCCGACGGCCUCGAUUGGGGACUGAAUGCCAUAGCAUGUUCCUUCGCCGUUGCCUCUGGCGCGGCAUUCCCCUUGAUGUCCCUGGUCUUUGGGACCUUUACCACCAAGUUUAACAAUUUCGCCAGUGGUGCGUCGACACCACAGCAGUUCAAGGACGAUGUCGACCAUUUUGUCCUUUGGUUCAUCUACCUCUUCAUCGGCAAACUUGGGGCGACCUAUAUCGCCACGGGAGCCAUCAGCAUCUCUGCAACACGGACGACCCGUUCUUUUCGUAAGGCGUUUCUUGAAGCGACUCUACGGCAGGAGAUCUGGCAUUUCGACCGUCAGACCAAUGGCGCGACGGCCACCCAGGUCACCACCAACGGGAAUCGCGUUCAGACCGGCAUUGCAGAGAAGUUGGUCUUUGUGAUUCAAGGGCUUUCCAUGUUUUUGGCCUCCUUCGUCGUGGCUUUGGCGAGGCAGUGGAAACUGGCGUUGAUCACCAUGUCCGUGAUCCCUGCCAUUUUCAUCGUCACCGGUAUUUGCAUAGCGAUCGACGCGGUGCAGGAGGCCAGAGUGAUCCGGAUCUACUCGCGAGCAGCGGUCCUAGCUGAGGAGGUAUUGUCGUCCAUCCGAACAGUCCACGCCUUCUACGCACAGAAGAAAAUGGUUCAAAGAUACGACACCUUCCUGCAAGAAGCGCACAAGGAAGGGAAUAAGAAGUCUCCCAAUUAUGGUGUUCUUUUCUCCACCCAGUACUUCUGUGUGUAUUCGGCGAUUGCCCUCUCGUUCUGGCAGGGAUUCAGAAUGUAUCGGAGCGGCGAAAUUGCCAACGUGGGCGAGGUCUUUACGGUUGUGCUGUCGGUAACCAUUGCUGCAACGGCGAUUUCGAGCAUUGCGCCACAAAUUCAGGCUGUCACCAAUGCCUCGUCAGCUGCUUCAGAACUGUUCAGCAUCAUCGACAAGCCAUCACUGCUGGACCCUCUCGACCCUGCCGGCGCCCGGCCAUCCUCAUGUCGAGGCGACAUCGAGAUCAAGGGCUUAGACUUUGCUUACCCAUCCCGCCCAGCGGCUCAGGUCCUGCGUGAAUUGACCAUCAGCAUUCCUGCCGGCAAGACUACGGCUCUAGUUGGCGCGUCGGGCUGUGGGAAGAGCACGCUGAUUGGUCUUCUCGAACGGUGGUAUCUGCCCACCGCAGGCCAUAUUACCCUUGACGGAUUAGACUUGGACAAAUACAACGUCAAAUGGUUGAGAAGCCAGGUUCGUCUUGUGCAACAAGAGCCAGUGUUAUUCCGCGGAACGGUGUUUGAGAACGUCGCCAAAGGGUUUCUCGAUGAGCAACGAAAAUACCCCCGCGAACAACAGAUGGCACUGGUUCGAGAAGCCUGCAAAGCAAGCAACGCCGAUGACUUUAUCAAUGAACUCCCUCAAGGCUACGAGACUCAGGUGGGUGAGCGAGCUGGAACGCUCAGCGGAGGCCAACGACAGCGGAUUGCCAUUGCUCGCAGCAUCGUGUCAGACCCAAGGAUCCUUCUUCUCGACGAAGCCACAAGUGCUCUCGACCCGAAAGCUGAACGGCUCGUGCAGGAUGCGCUGAACCGAGUGUCAGAGAACCGCACGACGCUGGUCAUUGCACACAAAUUGGCCACUGUGAAGGCCGCCGACAAUAUCGCCGUCAUGUCCUAUGGACGGAUCGUCGAACAAGGUACCCACCAACAGUUGAUCGAUCUCGACGGUCACUACGCAGGGCUGGUGCGAGCUCAAGAUCUUGGGGCCGCGGAACAGCACGAGUCAAGCAAGCUUUUGAGCGAGAAACAGGCGCUUGAUGUGAACGGAGAACGACUCACGCUCCAACGGACCGUCACCACUGCGACAUCCGAGGGAGGCGGCGCAGAGAGAAGGACCAAGCCCGUUGGCACUCUCGAAUAUUCGCUCUUGCGGUGCAUUUUCAUCAUGUUUUAUGAGCAGAAGUCGUUGUACUGGUGCUUCGUGGUGUCGACCGUGGCCAGCCUCAUUGGCGGUGGCAUGUACCCAGCCCAGGCUGUUCUUUUCUCCAGGCUCCUGACUGUCUUUCAGUUGACCGGCAAGCAAGCCCAAGACCGAGCAGAUUUCUAUUCGUUGAUGUUUUUUGUGCUCGCGCUCGCCAACCUGGCGGCAUAUUUCACCAUCGGGUGGAUAUGUAACAUCAUUGGACAGACCGUCACGCACCGUUAUCGCGCAGAAAUGUUCGAACGUGUGCUCGACCAGGACAUUGAGUUCUUUGACAUCCCCGACAACACGUCGGGUGCCUUGACCUCGAAGCUCUCCACCCUUCCGAACCAACUACAAGAGCUGGUAGCGUUCAACAUCCUCCUCAUCUUCAUCGUAUUGGUCAACGUUGUGUCGAGCAGCAUUUUAGCUUUGGCUUAUGGUUGGAAACUGGGUCUGGUCGUUGUGUUUGGGGCGCUCCCACCACUGCUGCUGUCUGGCUAUCUUCGAAUACGGCUGGAAACGAAGCUUGAGGCGCAGGUUUCGGACCAAUUUGCAGAGAGUGCCGGGCUGGCCAACGAGGCUGUCUCGUCGAUCAGAACGGUGGCUUCCCUAACACUCGAAGGCCAUGUCUUGAAUGAAUACUCGCAAAUGCUCAGCAAUAUCGUGCUGAAGUCGACACGGGCAUUGACAUGGACAAUGUUCUGGUUUUCUCUGUCGCAGUCGAUCGUGUUCCUGGCCAUGGCACUCGGUUUUUGGUAUGGGAGUCGUCUGUUGGCGUCAGGCGAGUACAACACCGGACAGUUCUAUACUAUCUUUGUGGGUGUACUGUUCGCGGGCCAAGCGGCAGGUGACUUCUUUGGGUAUACUACGUCCAUCACCAAAGCACGAAGCGCCGCAAACUACAUCCUCUGGCUGAGGACGUUGCAGCCGACGAUCCGGGAAACGGACACCAACAAAGAUAGUGGACCUGAAGGAGAUGGACCAGUUGAUUUGGAGGAUGUCGAGUUCCGCUACCGACAAAGAGAGACGUCACGGGUCAUUCGCGGCAUCUCCAUGAGCAUCAAACCGGGGCAAUUUGCCGCCUUCGUGGGGGCAUCCGGCUGCGGUAAGUCCACGCUGGUCGCUCUCCUCGAGAGGUUCUACGAUCCCACCUCGGGUCGAAUCUGUUUCUCUCACAAGGACAUUGCGGCCAUGUCACCGCGGCUGUACCGCGGCCACAUGUCUCUGGUGCAACAAGAACCCACCUUGUACCAGGGCUCUGUGAAAGAGAACGUUUCGCUCGGCCUCGACUUCGAGCCCUCGGAGGAACAGAUCCGGGAAGCAUGUCGGAAAGCAAACGCCCUGGAUUUUGUGAUUUCUCUGCCUGAGGGGUUUGACACGCCGUGCGGCUCUCGGGGGACGCAGCUGUCGGGCGGACAGAGACAGCGCAUCGCCAUCGCGAGGGCCCUAAUCCGGAAUCCCAAACUCCUCUUACUCGACGAGGCCACCAGUGCUUUGGACACCUUGUCCGAGCGGCUGGUGCAAGCCGCCCUGGACGAGGCCGCCAUGGCCCGGACGACUAUUGCCGUGGCGCACCGACUGUCGACCAUCCGCGAGGCUGACGUGAUAUUUGUGAUUGCACACGGGAAGAUCGCGGAGAUGGGCACACACACAGAGUUGCAGCAGUUGAAGGGCCGCUACUAUGAGAUGUGUUUGGCGCAGUCCUUGGACCGGGCAUAG